UAUAUUUGGCUCCGCCGUAUCUUCCAAAACAAAAACCACCAUAAAAAGGUAUCAAAAUUCAAAUGCGGCGGAACCACCACCGGCGAUUUUCGUCCGGUUCAGACGACGACGACGAAGACGAUGAAGAUGAAGAAGAAGAUGAAGAAGAAGAGAAUGUAUCCUCUGCGGCGCGGCGGCGGACGAGGAUGAAGUGUCUAUCCUGCAAGGAGGAGUACGGCGACCGCAACGCCGGCACUUGCCGCGAGUGCUAUGAGGAGGCGGGGGAGACGGAGGAGGAGCUCAAGCGCCAAAUCGUUGAACUCGAUUCCAAAGUCAACUUUCUUUCCCUGAUUGCAAUUAGCCCCAAAUUCGUACCCACCGCCAACCCUCGAUGCUUUUCCGACGUCGUUUUGGUCGCCUCUGGUCCGCCGGAAUCAGAUAAUCCACACUGCAAUUCGCCUUCAAUUCCGGCACAUCGCGCCGUACUGACGAGCAGAUCUCCGGUUUUCAGGGCAAUGCUCGAAAACGAAAUGGAGGAGAGCCUCACCGGAACUAUCAUGAUCCGCGAUGUAUCGUACGACACCCUUCGAGCGUUUGUCAACUAUAUGUACACAGCCGAAGCAUGCCUUGGCGAGAACAUGGCCUGCGAUCUCCUAGUGUUGUCGGAAAAAUACCAAGUGAAGCAUCUCAAGAACUACUGCGAGAAGUAUUUGAUGUCUACGUUGAAUUGGGAGAAUUCGAUCCCCCGUUAUGCUUUUGCUCAUCAGCAUGGGGCGAAGAGUUUGCUCGAUUCAUCAUUGUCGUUGAUUUUGGACAACAUGGAUAAGCUCGGCAAACGAGAAGAGUAUGUGAAACUUGUGGAGCGGGACCCACGGAUGGUGGUGGAGAUUUACGAAGCUUAUCUCUCGAAACAAGUGAAUACGGGUUUAAGUAAAGAUCGAUUUGUGAAGGCUUAGGCUGAGUAAAUAUUCUUUUGUUUUUUGGGGGGGAUUUCAUAUAUGUCUUAGUUAGUAUGGUGAGCAUUGAUGUAAUGAUUUAUUUUGGUAGAGAGAUUCUUCUUAACAAGAUGUUUCAUGGGAGCAAACAAUUUGUGUAAUGCCGAAGAUUUGAUUAAACUGUAUACGAACAAAAAAAACGUCUAAAUAUGUGUUAAUACGUAUCAACAUAUAAUGCAUCCGUUCCCCCCA
This is a messenger RNA of Erythranthe guttata (spotted monkey flower), 1166 nucleotides long. Its product is annotated as BTB/POZ domain-containing protein At4g08455. Gene Ontology annotation, molecular function: protein binding. The record is from RefSeq and is a predicted model, not a curated record. NCBI's taxonomy places the organism in Eukaryota, Viridiplantae, Streptophyta, Magnoliopsida, Lamiales, Phrymaceae.